Laccaria bicolor S238N-H82 is the source of this 1353-nucleotide messenger RNA. RefSeq lists its product as uncharacterized. The record is from RefSeq and is a predicted model, not a curated record. NCBI's taxonomy places the organism in Eukaryota, Fungi, Basidiomycota, Agaricomycetes, Agaricales, Hydnangiaceae. Gene Ontology annotation, biological process: nuclear-transcribed mRNA catabolic process, deadenylation-dependent decay; translation; translational termination. Gene Ontology annotation, cellular component: translation release factor complex. Gene Ontology annotation, molecular function: translation release factor activity; GTP binding; GTPase activity. The transcript is spliced from 6 exons. The annotation marks the transcript as partial.
UCCUCAGUCAAGGAGCAUCUAAAUAUCGUAUUCAUUGGCCAUGUUGAUGCCGGAAAAAGUACAAUGGGGGGAAACCUCCUGUAUCUGACAGGCAUGGUGGACAAGCGUACCAUGGAAAAAUACGAAAGGGAGGCAAAGGAAGCGGGCCGCGAGUCAUGGUACCUUAGUUGGGCACUGGACUCAACACCACAAGAACGAUCCAAAGGCAAAACUGUUGAAGUUGGUCGAGCCUAUUUCGAGACAAAGGCUCGCCGAUACACGAUUCUCGAUGCUCCUGGACACAAGACAUUCGUUCCAUCGAUGAUCAGCGGUGCAGCUCAAGCAGACGUGGCUAUUCUCGUCAUAUCUGCUCGCAAAGGCGAAUUUGAGACGGGAUUUGAAAGAGGAGGGCAAACUCGUGAACAUAUCAUGCUGGUCAAGACCGCUGGCGUUUCUAAAAUCGUCAUUGCGAUCAACAAAAUGGACGACCCCACUGUUGGGUGGGACAAAGGUCGAUACGGCGAGAUUAAAGACAAAUUAACACCUUUUGUCAAAGCGGCCGGAUUUAAUCCAAAAACCGAUGUAACUUUCAUCCCCGUGUCUGCAUACACGGGCCUAAAUCUCAAAGAGCGAGUUUCGAAGAGUACAUGCCCAUGGUUUGAUGGCCCAUCUUUUCUGGAACAUAUCGACAAGAUGCCAAUGGUGGAUCGCAAGAUUCACUUUCCCCUCAUGAUGCCUAUAUCUGAGAAAUACAAGGACAUGGGCACGGUCGUCGUAGGAAAGGUUGAAUCUGGUCACCUUCGAAAAGGCGACACCCUCCUUCUCAUGCCGAAUAGAGAAUCCGUGGAAGUUUCAGCAAUUUACAACGAAGUGGAAGAGGAGGUUAAUCAAGCUCUCUGCGGUGACAAUAUCCGAAUUCGGCUGCGGGGUGUGGAUGACGAGGAUAUCAGUCCUGGGUUUGUGCUGACGAAUCCCCAAAAGCCUAUCCAUGCUGUUCGUCAAUUUGAAGCCCAGCUAGCUAUUCUGGAGCACAAGAGUAUCAUCUGCGCAGGAUAUUCGGCCGUAAUGCAUAUUCAUACCCUAGCAGAGGAGGUCACCUUGCCUGCCUUACUGCACUAUUUUGACAAGGCGACGGGACGAAAAUCGAAGAAGCCUCCACAGUUCGCCAAGAAAGGUCAAAAGAUUGUAGCUCUAAUUGAAACGACGGCACCCGUAUGUGUGGAGAGGUUCGCAGAUUAUCCGCAACUUGGACGCUUCACUUUGAGAGACGAAGGUAGGAUGACCAUCGCUAUCGGGAAGAUAACAAAACUGAUCGAAAGUAACGUAGAGGAAGUCGCCGACGGUCUUGCCGACCUCUCAGUAGCAAAUAUUUGA